CAUUCCAUUUCUUUUCUUUUCUUUCUCCCCCUCAAUUAUUGCCGCUUCUGUCCAUCCCCUCCCCCUCCAAUUCCAUUCCAUCUUCAUCUCCAUAUCUUCUCCUCCUCGCGUCGGCAGUUAUCUCCUCGUUGAUAAUGGCGUCGUCGUCGUCGUGGUGGGUGGUGAUGUUGUUGAUGGUGGUGGCGGCGGCGGGGUGGGGCGGGGUGGCGGCGGCGACGGCGGCGGAGGCGGCGCACGAGGUGCUGCGGGCGCACGGGCUGCCGCGGGGGCUCCUGCCGGCGGGGAUCGCGGAUUUCAGGCACGACGAAGGGAGCGGGAGGUUCGAGGCGGCGCUCGGGGAGUCGUGCACGGCGCAGUUCGAGGUCGGGCUGCGGUACAACGCGACGGUGGCCGGGGUCAUCAGCUACGGCCGGAUCGCGUCGCUGUCGGGCGUCUCCGCGCAGGACCUCUUCCUCUGGUUCCCCGUCCGCGGCAUCCGCGUCGACGUCCCUUCCUCCGGCGUCAUCUACUUCGACGUCGGCGUCGUGUUCAAGCACUUCCCCCUCGCCGUCUUCGAGGCCCCGCCGCCCUGCACCCCCGACCCCCUCCUCCUCCUCACGCAGGUGUGUGAGGACGGAUCGGUCGCCGGCGGCGGCGCGGCGUCGCAAUGAAGGGGACGGACUCGAUGGUUGAAAUCGGCGAGGCGGAAACCAAAAGAAUGCGCAGUUUUGAGGCAUGGGAGUGGUCGGCCGGUCCGUCGCCGGCGGGCCGGCAUCUGUGCAGAUAGAUAGAAUGAACAUUCCUUUCGUUUUCUACUACUAGUUAGUAACCUUUCAUUCCUCAUCACUCUGUUCUUCUUGCCGUUCUUGUUGUCCAGUGCGAUCAAAGCCGGCCGACGGUGGCCGGUAGAGGAGGCUGCCGGCCUCCGGUCGCCGCCACGGCGAUAAUUUUUCGUGGUUAUGAUGGUUCGGGGAUUACAACGU
Messenger RNA from Oryza sativa Japonica Group (Japanese rice), 962 nucleotides. RefSeq lists its product as uncharacterized. The record is from RefSeq and is a predicted model, not a curated record. NCBI's taxonomy places the organism in Eukaryota, Viridiplantae, Streptophyta, Magnoliopsida, Poales, Poaceae.